AUGGCGACCGACAAUCCCGACGACAUCUCGCAAUUGUGUGCGAACUUGACUCUGGCCGAUGUUGAGGAUGAAGACCAAUCCAUACAAAUCCCAGGAAUACAGAUCACCGACCAGAUUGGAGAAGCGAGUUACUAUGCGGUUGGCAGAGUGGUGACUAAUAGGCCUGUGAAGUUCUCUUUUUUCCAAGACACCAUGGCGGCAGUAUGGCAGCCGGCGAUGGGGCUCACAAUGAGACAACUUCAACCCCAACGGUUUUUGAUCCGGUUUUAUCACGAAACUGACCUCAACCGGAUCAUAGAAGGGGGGCCAUGGGCCUAUGAACAAAACUUGCUGAUCAUGCAGAAGUUACAGCCAGGAGAAGACCCUGAGGCAACAGUACUGAAUCACGCAGACUUCUGGAUACAAAUACAUUCUCUGCCGGCGGGGCUGCGUUCUGUAGUGGUGGUUUCGGCCAUAGGUUCUUCAGAGGUUCUAUGCGUACCUUUUAUCGCGUACGUGUGA
Ipomoea nil (Japanese morning glory) is the source of this 501-nucleotide messenger RNA. RefSeq lists its product as uncharacterized. Bases 1 to 501 code for a protein of 166 amino acids. The record is from RefSeq and is a predicted model, not a curated record. The transcript has a single exon. Lineage: Eukaryota; Viridiplantae; Streptophyta; Magnoliopsida; Solanales; Convolvulaceae.